Molecule: messenger RNA, 2343 nt
Organism: Rhopilema esculentum
Lineage: Eukaryota; Metazoa; Cnidaria; Scyphozoa; Rhizostomeae; Rhizostomatidae
Product: urocanate hydratase
Biological process (GO): L-histidine catabolic process
Molecular function (GO): urocanate hydratase activity
Source: RefSeq, a predicted model, not a curated record
GAGGCAAUGCCAACAAUCUUUCUUCCUGACAAGCAAACGCAAUAGAAGGUUGUAACAAUUAAAGAUGUCUUCAUUAAAAGAUGUUUGCAGUGGAUUGCCUCUCGAUCCACUUCCACAGAGGCAGCAGCGAGACAAUGCAGUACCACAUGCACCAGUAAGAACACCAAAUUUGAAUCCCGACGAGGAAAUGCUUGCACUGCAGAAUGCAUUGAGGUAUUUUCCUCCAAGCACGCAUGAAGUGUUGGCACCGGAGUUCGCUGAAGAAUUGCGAGAUUAUGGGCAUAUUUACAUGUAUCGUUUUAGGCCUAAUAUUGAAAUGAGGGCAUAUCCAAUCUCAGAUUAUCCAGCGGUGAGCAGACAAGCUGCUUGUGUGAUGCACAUGAUCAUGAACAAUCUGGAUCCGAGAGUGGCACAGUUUCCUCAUGAACUUGUCACAUAUGGAGGCAAUGGCCAAGUUUUCUCAAACUGGGCUCAAUUCCUUAUAACUAUGAAUUACUUGUCAACAAUGAAUGAUGAGCAAACAUUGGUUAUGUAUUCAGGGCACCCAAUGGGCCUUUUUCCCAGUUCUUCAGAUUCACCAAGAGUUGUGAUUACAAAUGGAAUGGUUAUCCCAAAUUACUCUUCACGUGAUCAAUAUGAGAAGAUGUUUGCUCUUGGUGUGUCGAUGUAUGGCCAAAUGACAGCUGGCAGCUACUGUUACAUUGGACCACAAGGAAUUGUCCAUGGAACAACGAUUACUGUGAUGAAUGCAGGUAGAAAAUACUUGAAAGUUGAAGAUCUGAGUGGAAAGGUAUUUUUGACAUCGGGUCUGGGUGGUAUGAGUGGAGCUCAACCCAAGGCAGCAGUGAUCAAUGGUUGUGUUGGUGUGGUAGCAGAGGUCAGCAAAGAAGCUCUCGAGAAACGCUUCAAUCAAGGGUGGCUGAAGGAGAAAACCUCUGAUUUGGAUGAACUUGUAAACAUGAUAAGAAGUGCACGUCAAGAGCGAAGGACUACUAGUAUAGGAUAUCUUGGCAAUGUUGUCGAUGUAUGGGAGCGCGUUGCUGAUGUUUUAGAGAAGACUGGCGAUAAGCUUAUAGAUCUAGGGAGUGACCAGACAUCUCUUCACAACCCUUUCAACGGAGGGUAUUACCCCGUUCAGUGCACAUUUGAUGAAGCGAAUCAAAUGAUGAAGUCAGACCCAGAACAUUUUAAGAAGUUGGUCCAGGAAAGUUUGAGGCGGCAAGUGGCUGCCAUUGAUAAGAUGACGUCAGCAGGCAUGGCAUUCUGGGAUUACGGCAAUGCAUUUUUGCUUGAAGCCAGUCGUGCAGGAGCUGACCUAACGAAGCCAGGAGCCGCCCAUGGAAUUUUCAAAUAUCCAUCUUAUGUUCAAGAUAUUAUGGGGGACAUUUUCUCGCUGGGUUUCGGACCUUUCAGAUGGGUCUGUACCAGUGGGACUCCAGCUGAUCUUGCAGAAACAGACCGAAUUGCAGCCGAAGUGAUGGAAUCGAUACUGAAUAAAGGCGAUCUUUCAGUUGAAUCACAAGAACAGUACAAAGAUAACAUAAAAUGGAUCAAGGCAGCUCAGAACCAUGGCCUUGUUGUUGGAUCACAAGCUCGUAUUUUAUACACUGACGAAAAAGGAAGGCGAUCAAUUGCCUUGGCAUUCAACAAAGCAGUUUCAGAGGGGCGAAUCAAGAGCCCCAUCGUUCUUAGCAGAGACCAUCAUGACGUCAGCGGUACAGACAGCCCCUUCCGUGAAACCUCAAACAUUUAUGAUGGAUCUUCUUUCUGUGCAGACAUGGCUGUUCAGAACUGCAUUGGAGAUAGCUUCCGCGGAGCAACAUGGGUUGCAAUACACAACGGAGGAGGAUGUGGCUGGGGAGAAGUAAUGAACGGAGGCUUUGGUCUUGUUCUUGAUGGAUCAGAGGAUGCAGCAAGAAGGGCCAAUCUGAUGUUGUCUUGGGAUGUCAACAAUGGGGUUGCCCGUCGUGCAUGGUGCGGUAACUCAUUUGCCCAGUCCACUAUAUCACGUGCCAUGAAAGAUGACCAAAAACUGCGGGUCACGGUACCACACCAGGUACAGGAUCUCCAGGCGUUGGCAAAGGCAUUCGCUGAGUUGGGGAAGCCUGAGGCCGAGUGACGAUUUUUGAAUAGUGCCAGUUUACAAACGACAAUAAAUAUAUAUUUAUUUAAUGUAGUGCGGGUUUUUUAUGGUUUGAUGCUUGUUAAGCUACUGUCUCUAUAGGAAUGUUAUAAUCAUGUCAUUAAAAUUUUAUUUAAAGAAUAGGAACACCGCGUUGUGUUACGUCAUCGCUGCAGCUAUAUUUUAUUAUUCUUAUUUGUGAGAUAACAAAUAGUGCCUAG